UCCGCAGAACAUCUUCGUCGCGAACGGAACAGUAGACCAGCGUGGUUGUUGUUGGACUCGUUCUCUCGUUUGGAGACGCGGAGAAAAAAAAGAGAGAGAGAAAGAGAGAGUAAGGGAAAAAGAAGGUAUAUAUAUAUAGAGAGAGGUAAAUAGAGGGACGGAGGUAGUGGCAGCUGAGAGGACAAAUUGACGGAACCGUCGCGCAAAUCCUUUACGACGGAUACCGUCGGUCGUUACCGGUACCGCUGCCGUUACCGAUACUCAGCCACGAUCGAACGGGAGUUUCAGUCUCGUUCCAUCCUAACCGCCGUGUCUAGUCCCCUUUGCCGAUCCGCAGACGACGAUCGGCAUCGCGGAGAAGUUACUCUGCCGCAAGAAAUCGAUCUCGAGCGCUCUCAGUGAUCCCCCGUCGAGCUGGUCGAACGAUUGCGACCACCGAUCGGUGUGCCCGGUUGACGAUCGUUCGGCUGCCAGUCGCGCGAUGAUCGCGAUCGCGUCGAUGUAACGGGCUGGGCAUCGGUGAAUUGUGUUAAGUGACCCUGGCCAGGGAAGAUCGGUACCGCUGGAACUCAACGGGACAGACGCCGACAGACGGUGCACGCGUCGAUCGGUGGUGGGCAACCGGUCGAAGGAACGCGAGCAGAGGCGAGACGACGCGCCAAAGGGUAACCCCAGGGGUUGGAAACGCGAAAGGAAGGAAGGCGGAGCUGAUAAGGCGAUAACGCGGCUGCCGGGAUGCGGCACGAGGAGCCGCUAAGCUGCAGCUAACACGUGGCGACUCCGCACGCACUCCGCGAUCGCUAGGGAAGCGUAUCUCAUCGUGAGAGGCUGGGACCUCCAGGAUGCCAGGGGUGUGGAGGUUGCUACGUAUGAUGAUCUAUAUGGUGGUUGGCUUGAAGAGCGUCGGUAGCAACAGCGACAUUUGGCCGCUGGAGAGGCCAGAAGGAAUGCCAGCCAUACAAUCCCUCGAAGUGAUGUGCGGAAAGGAUCACAUGGACGUGCAUCUCUCGUUCUCGCAACCCUUCGAAGGCAUAGUCUCGUCCAAAGGCCAGCACGCCGAUCCUCGAUGCGUCUACGUUCCGCCUUCCACCGGGCAAACUUUCUUCUCCUUUCGGAUAGCCUACGCGAGAUGCGGCACCAAACCGGACAUGCACGGCCAAUUCUACGAAAACACCGUAGUCGUUCAGUACGACAAAGACCUGCUCGAGGUCUGGGACGAGGCGAAACGAUUGCGAUGCGAGUGGUUCAACGAUUACGAGAAAACCGCCUCGAAACCGCCGAUGGUGAUCGCCGAUCUCGACGUGAUACAAUUAGACUUCAGAGGCGACAACGUGGAUUGUUGGAUGGAAAUUCAACACGGCAAGGGACCAUGGGCGCCGCCGGUCUCCGGGAUAGUGCCGCUCGGCUCCACCCUCACCCUGGUCGUCGCUAUAAACGAUUAUCGAGGAGAAUUCGACAUGCGUGUCAAGUCGUGCGUGGCGUCGGACGGUGGUGGGCACACGAUACAGCUAAGCGACGAGUUCGGAUGCGUGCUUAGGCCGAAAAUGAUCAGCCGAUUCCUGAAGGCGCGGGGCUCGGAUGAUCGGGCGACAGUCAUCACUUACGCCUUCUUUCACGCGUUCAAGUUCCCGGACGCGCUCAGCGUGCACAUCAAGUGCAAGGUCGAGAUUUGUCGUCACGGUUGUUUGGAUCACUGUCAACUGAGCGGGUCCGUUGGCCACUACAUUCAGGAGCGCAAGGAUCAGAUACGACCGCAGUAUUCGCAGACCACAGCACCGCCCACCGUUCACAAUGACGACAAUAACAGCGCCGACAAGGAUAACGAAAACGCUGGAGGGGGAGCCGAGCAACCGGACGGCUCCCUUUACGACGACAUCAUUCAAGAUGGUGACGAGAUGACCUCGAUAGGGGGUCACUUCUUGGGGGUCGAGAAGUCGGUCCCGAAGGCGCAGGCGCAGACGAGCAACCGAUUACCGGCGCCGGUAGUCGAGCCACAGGACGAGGAGAUUCAUCCUGACGACGGCGAUCUCUCGAGGCCAUUCUUGGAUCCACCGAGAGUGACGCGAUACGAGAGCGAACAGGAUCAGUUCCCUCAUGGUCCGCGGAAUCUCGAGGGUGAGACAGCUGUACCGGUGACACCUCUUUCGUCUCCGAACGGCAGACGAAAGAGGUCGGUCGUGGUGUCCGACAGAAAGAUACGUAGCGCGGACGUCGGCGUGAGCGGUCUGUACGAAGUGAUUUCCGAGGCCGAUCUGGCCUUCAGCCCGGACACUCACGCGGAAGCUGUAACGGUCUUCCAAGGUAGAAUACGGGAGGAAGUGGUUUAUGGUAUCUGCCUGCCCAUGCCCGGUUUCAGCGCGUUGUUCAUCGUUGUUGCUCUCUCCGCGGUGAUCUCUGCCCUCGUGGCAGGGGCGAUGCUUCAUCGGCUGCAAGCGCAACGCGAGGCGGUCGACAGCAGAAAGAACAAUAGGGCCGUGCACACGACCAACGGUUGGCUGCCGUACGGGUUGCUACGCGUGCGCUGCACGAUGAGACCGGCUCAUCCCGAGCAAAUCCAACAAAAACAAACGAGUCCAGUCGCCACGAGUCCCUCCGUCGAGAGAGGUUGACCAUUCGCGACUGUUCGUGCCGGAGA
Molecule: messenger RNA, 2635 nt
Organism: Hylaeus volcanicus
Lineage: Eukaryota; Metazoa; Arthropoda; Insecta; Hymenoptera; Colletidae
Gene: m
Exons: 8
Coding region: 843-2609 (588 amino acids)
Source: RefSeq, a predicted model, not a curated record